GUGCUGGGUGGAGUUGAGAAAUUCUAGAGCUUCCCAUCCCAACAUCACCCCCUGGCAGAAGCUAGCUCGGUGUCUUAGGCUGUACAUUGCACCCAGUGACUGGCAAUAUGUCUGGAGUGAGGGUGGCAUUGGUCACAGGAGGCAAUAAAGGGAUAGGCCUGGCUAUAGUCAGAGCUCUGUGUAAGCAGUUCCAUGGAGAUGUCUAUCUGACAGCCAGGAACCCUCAGCUGGGAGAAGAAGCUGUGCAGGACCUGAAGAAGGAAGGAUUGUCUCCCCUAUUCCAUCAGCUGGACAUCAAUGAUCAGAAAAGCAUCCAAUGCCUGCGGGACUUCCUGAAGGACAAGUAUGGGGGGCUGGAUGUGCUGAUCAAUAACGCCGGCAUUGCAUUUAAAGUUAAAGAUGACACUCCAUUUGGCACCCAGGCUGAGGUUACUCUCAAAACCAACUUUUUUGCGACUCUUGACGCCUGCCAUGAGCUUCUCCCUCUCAUUAAACCCCAUGGGCGAGUGGUAAACGUAUCCAGUAUGGUGAGCCCCAGGGCUCUGGCACAGUGUAGCCAGGAGUUUCAGGAAAGAUUCCGCAGUGAUACCAUUACUGAGGAGGAGCUGGUAAAGCUUAUGGAGCAAUUUGUCGAAGAUGCCAAGAACGGAGUCCAUCAAAAGAAAGGCUGGGCAAACACCGCCUACGGGAUGUCUAAAAUCGGAGUGACCGUGCUGUCCAGAAUCCAGGCACGCAUGCUGAAAGAGACCAGAAAAGGAGAUGGGAUCAUCCUCAACGCCUGCUGCCCGGGCUGGGUGAGGACCGAUAUGGCUGGUCCCAAUGCCACCAAGUCUCCUGAUGAAGGGGCCGUGACCCCAGUCUAUCUCGCUCUUCUGCCAGAGUCUGUUGAUUCACCAUAUGGAGAGCUGGUCAGUGAGAAGAAAGUGCAGCCAUGGUAGAUGCCAAUUCCAAGUAUAUUUUGGUGAAUUGGUAAAUGACCAUGCCUUAAUCCCUGUAGGCCUUAAAAGAGGUUCUUUGAAAUGGUCCUUUUUUCUUUUUACAGAUGGAGGAUAGAUAAAAUUAACUCGCACAGUAGAGCUUUGUGAGGUCUGAUCUCUCAACUGAAAUUCACCAAUGCCGAAACCACUUGGUUUGUUGUGUAGACGUGACUAUAGAUCAGCCGUUCUCAACCAGGGUUCCCCCAGAGGUUGCUGCCAGUUUCUUGAGUUGUGGCCGAUUGGCCUCCUAUUUGUUCCUCCAUAGUUUUCGGGGCCAACACCACUUGGCAAAAUUACAUCAAUAAUUUUUAUUAGUUUUUUUUUAGCUAUCUGUAGAGGGGGGGGGGGGGCAUUCUGAAGACCAUUGUAAGGUUUUUAUUCAUCCUAAUGACUAACAUUGUUUCCAUUGACCAAGAUUAGUUGGUUUUAGUAAGGGUUCCCCCGAGACCUGAAAAUUAUUUUGGGGGGUUUUUCUGGGGUACAAAUGUUGGGAAAAGCUGUUAUAGAUAGUAUUUUUCCAGGAGUAUCUGUUAUGGGACCACUCCUGACAUCUCGGCUCAGUACAAUUGAUUUAAA
Molecule: messenger RNA, 1553 nt
Organism: Rana temporaria (common frog)
Lineage: Eukaryota; Metazoa; Chordata; Amphibia; Anura; Ranidae
Product: carbonyl reductase [NADPH] 1-like
Exons: 3
Coding region: 108-938 (276 amino acids)
Molecular function (GO): carbonyl reductase (NADPH) activity
Source: RefSeq, a predicted model, not a curated record